AAAAACUCAAACAACAAUGGCGACCGAAGAUGAUCCAGACAGCGAACGUGCUUCAAAUGUCCUGGGCUUUUGGCGAUGAAUGAAGGCAGCGAAAGUGUUGCCCCGUGGAGCAAUGCCUCAGUUUUACCUCUCUUUCUCGUGAUUACAACGGAACGCGAGACAAGCUCAGUCGCUCAGUACCAUGCAUGCAGCCGAGGGGACGUGGACUCUUCCAAGUCAGGGAGAGUUUUCCCUGCUCGAUCUAGAUGCAGAUAACAUUAAAACUGUGGAAGAGACUACAAAGCGGAUUCAGGAAAACCUUCACUCUUCUCGUGAUUCAGGGUUGUUAAAUACCAUGAUGGAAUAUUAUUUAAAAACGCGUUCCCCUACAUGUUUGCAGAUUUUGAGCGGCAUCCACGAAGCGCGAGCUCAGGUAAACUGAUCUGCGACAAUUGAAUUUUUUUCUGAGAGGCUUUGUUCGUUAUCCGCUGGCAUAUCUGUUUCUACAAUGUGCUCUAGCUGUAUGUUGUUUUCUCUUCAAAGGCAUUAUUUGAGAAAAUGAACGAAUGCCUGAAACAUGCGCCGUCCCGUUUGGACACCCUAUCGCUACUAGGUCAUAUUGUGCGAAGGCAGGUAAGGGUAACCAUGGUAGGAAUUUGAAAGUAUUUCCUCAGGAAAUAACGUAUCCUUAGUUUUUUAGAUUAAAUAAAUAGCUAUAGAGUCAUGCUGGAAUCGUAAGAGAUGUCUUUUCCAUCCAUGAAAAAUAGAAUUCGGUAGCUUUGCAAACUGAAACACGUGUUGCAUUUAGGUCUAUUAUUAGUUUACGAUCCGGAAGUUGGGAUCACGUUUGGUUUACCAACUUGCCUGCUCUUUAUCACUCUUUUAACACCUACUUCCUCGUGCACUAUCGUCAUUGGUUGAUUUUCGCUCAAAAUUUGUCAUUAAAUCCCGCAAAUUGUUAAACUACAGAGAUAGGAAGAGGUGUCACUAUUAUUUUUAGUAUUUGUAUAGAGUCCCUGUGGCUCAGUGGUGGAGCAUUGGUGUGUGGGAUCCGAAGGUCUGAGGUUCAAUUCGUCAUGGGGGCCAAGAAUUUUUUCUUUGUUCCACAAUAGUGACAUUUUUCUCAAUUUCUUUACUAAAAACUUACCAUCUCUCUUCUUCUAUUUACAAACACGAUGCUAUUGACAUUGCUGAUCCUAGCAGUAUGCAGGACGUUUGUCAUAUGAACUUCGUAAUAGACCUCACUGACUGCAGAGUUUCUGUGGCUCAGUGGUAGAGCAUCAGAGCAUGGAAUCUGAAGGUCUGAGGUUCGAAUUGUCUUGGAGAAUCAGAAUUUUUUCUUUGUCCCCUGCUUGUCAUAAGACAAAACACAUCUUUCUCAAGAUGAUUCCUGUUGCCAUGGAUCUUCACAGUUACUUUUGAAAUAGAAAACCGAUGUCAAAAUGUGGUAAGAAUGUCAGUGACACAUUUGGCUGUACCUUGUGUGACACUUUUUGCACUUACCACAUUUUGACGUCAUCUGUGAUCUAAUGCUGAACAGAUGUACAGCAACAUGCAGUCUAUUUGCUUACUUCUCAAUUGCUUGUCACAGUCAGGGACAUUGAAUUUUUGGGUCAGUAGGAACACGAAAAACUAUUGUUAUAGUGAGGAAAACUGCACUUUGCAAGAUAUCAGUGGACAAAGCAGCCUGUGCUAUCUGACUAGAAACCUAAAACUUACAAAUUACUCUAUAUAAAUCCCUGACCAUGAUGGUAUCUCUGCAUAAAGUUGCAAGAUUUUCUAUAGGACCCAAGACUUCAUUAGGAUACAUUUCUUUGACAGCAGGAAACAAUUGCAGUAAACAAUUCAAAACGUUACCUUUUGGGAGUGAGCUCUUUUUUAUGAAUAGCAUGGGGUUAUUCAGAAAAUAUUCCCAAAAAAUAUAGAUGUAUCUGCUUUUCAGUAUAGAAUUGUUUAUUACUAAGAAAAUGAUGAAUCAAUUGUUAUUUAUGUUUGUGUCACAAAAUGUUGAGUUUGUUAAGUUUGCAUUUCAUUGCAGCCUUCCUGGUUGUACAAGAUUAUAGACACAUCCUUGUUUGAAAGUCUCUUGAAGUGCAUGAAGGUAAAGGCAAUCUUUUGUCCCCAAAAUACAUCACAUCCCUUGCUUCACCAGGAAUAAUUACUGUUCUGCAUCGCUUCUCACUUUGCAGUUUGGGAGAUGCAGUGGGAUAAUGCUUAAUUUGCUGCACUCUUGGCAGAGAGUUCCAAGUAUGAGAACUGGCUGGGUUAAUGUGUUGUGUUUUGGGUAAAACACUUUACUCUCACAGUGCCUCUGUUCACCCAGGAAUAUAAAUGUAUGAAUGGAUACUGCCAAAUUGUCAGGGAAGCCUGAUGAAAUGUUGGUAACUUUACAAUGGAAAAGCAUCCCAUCCAGGUUGAGGGGGGUGGUGAUACUCCUUGUCACUCCAGGAUAAUAAAAAUGGGAUAUGCUCUAGCUGGCAUCACUUGGCUUUAGAAAAGUACCUUUUUUUUCACUUGGAAACUUUUCUAUCACCAUGAGGAAUAUUUUUGGGAUAAAAUUAGAGUUUGAUGUUUUAGGACAGAGGUUUUUUCUUUUUAGGAUUUCCAGUACUUUGUCCCUAAAAUCUAAUUUUAACCAUGUCAUCUAUUGGCCUUGCUUUGAGCAUGAUCCUUCAAGUGAAGAUCUGGGGAACAUUCCCACUUGGCUUUCAAGAUGUUUCAAUAAUGAAGAGGAGAAGCAAGAUUCCUUUAAGAAGCUGUCUUAGUCCCAGAGUCUUCCUAUAGUCAAACUCAUGUCACUUGAUUGUGUUAAUUCUUUAGAGUGAUCAUGUGAUCUAAUUGUCUGGGCGAGGGUAGUCCUGAGAAGGACUGUUGUGGGUAUUAGUGUCUGAUCUUUCCAGAAUCUGAGCAGAAGUCAUCCUCGAGUCAACAAUCAACAAAAGUCCUUCUCAGGACUACCUUACCCAAACUAUUGAACUGCAAGAUCAUAAGUUACCCCUGGGUUCAAACCAUCUGCUGUUUUUGAAAAGGUUCUUGUAAAUUGGCUGAAGAAAUUCAUUAUUUCACUUGUAGGGAGAUGAAGAUGUGUUGGUUUUAACAAGUGGUGUUUUAACCAUUACAACUUUGUUACCAUUGGUACCAGCCUCUAUUGGUCAUUGUUUACAGGAUUUGUUUGAGAUAUUCUCCAGACUGUCCUAUUUUAGAGUUCGUCAUUCAGGUACAAUGCUUUUAUAAUUACCUGUAUACAUAAUGCAGUUCAUGUAGUUUUGAGUAAUAAUCAGGUAAAAGUGAUUUUAAGCAAACAUACUUAUCCUGUUUCUGUCAUUCGAAUGAGUCACCACCACACCCAACAGAUUGAUUGACAGUCAGCAUCACAAACGGUUCAGAGGGAAAAUACUAAUCACAUUCCAUUCACUCUCACAUUCCACCCUCACAACCCUUCAGAUUGAUCUAUCAUUCUUAACAACUUUAAAUAACUUCAUAAUGACUAAGAGACUGGUACUAUCUUUUCACAACCUAAUCUACGGCAUGAAAAUAUUCUGGUUUUUGAAAUGAGCAAUCAGAUCAUCCAUAUUCUGCUAUGAUGGGUGUUUCUAUGUAUAUUCUAUUCACAUCUAAAAGCUGAGUCAUGAAUACAUCCAUUUAAUGACUGCAAGGGAAAAAAGUCAGUGUUUUUCAGAGAUUUUCAGCUGUCAGCUGUGCACUGUAGCAUUAGCUGGCAGGAGACAAAUGAAUGCUUGAAAGGUAUCAAUAAAUUAUUUAUUAUGCUUGUAUCUACCAUCCUUUUGGGUACCUACAAAGAUUAAGCAAAGGUUAAAACAUUAUUUCAGUUCAAGAUGUGCAUUUAACUGUUUUGGCUUAAUUUAAGUAGCUAGCACUUUGAAAAAGAGUAGCCAGUGAAAACACCAUUUUCUGGUGUUUCUAGAAAAUGUUGAUAAAGGCCUGAAUGAGUGCUGAUGGACAAAUUGAGGAUUUUAAUUCGCAGCAAAAGUCACUUGAGGUUUAACUGCAUGUAUCCCUUCAUUUUGUAAUGAAAAUGAGUCAAGGCAUUCUUUCUUUGUUGAUUGCCCAGGUAAUGCCCCAGAAGUGCACCUCCUCCACCUUCAUGUCGCAGUAUACAUGUUUUUUCAUCGUCUGUAUGCCAUGUAUCCUAACAAUUUCCUGGCAUAUCUGAGAGCAACCUACAGUAAGCCUUCCAAACAGAAACUUUUCCAGAAGGCAAUCAAGGUGAGGAUCUUAAUUUGAGUCUGGGUCUUUUCUUCAAAAUUUAAGUUUCAUUUAGCCACAGAGUUUUGAAAAACAGUCUGUAGUCAGCCAACCUUUCCAUUGCUUUACAAUUUUUUCCAGCAACUUUAGUCAUCAACUUUCAAAACCCUUUUACUCCCAAGAUCUGAUAAGUAAUUCUCUCCUCAAGCUGCUACAGAUUUCCUUAUAAAUUAGUUACAAGAAUUUGGAGUUAGAUCAAGAUAACAACUUCUACAAGAUAAGUUUGGGUAUUCUUAUGAACUAUAUGCUGGAUUUUGUAUGGUUAUUAUUGGGAAAGUUAAAAGUUAAGUACUUCUGUGAGUUAAAAUGUUGAGAUAUGUAAGAAGAGACAACUUAUUUCACAUACAUUGUAACUUAUUCCACUUAUGACCCCAUUGGAGCAUGGUCCAUGGAAACCACCGUUCAACUCACCCUGUUUUGAGAGAGUUUCCCCUGUUGUCUCAAGAGUUGUCUUGCCUUGUCACAUGUAGGACUCCUCUAGGUGUUACCAGGAUCAACAUCACUCCUUUCGUUGAAUAGAUCUCACCACAGAGCUUGAUUACAUUUGUGGUUGGUUUCUUGAGCAUACACCUUAUUUAGUCCCACUUCCAUCUCCCUAUAUAAUGUUGACAGUGUAUUUUGACUUCAGAUCUUAAUACCCAUAACAAAAAUGUACAUAAAAACCUGGUACAUACUUUUUGUUUUAUCUUCUUAGCCAAUGAUGGAGCAUGUGAAACUUCACCCAUGUAUUAUUACAGAAACUGUGCACACCGAGACGGAAAAACACAGGUUAGCUGGUGAAUAAACCAGUGGUGAUACUAGUUUUUAGCAUACAGGUUUUUUGGUUUGACGUACUAUUUUUGCAGGUACUUGUAAUAUCCUAUAUCUCAGGGUUGAAAGGUUGAUCCAAGGUAUGUCACAUUUUUGAGAGUGGAAUUAAACCUUUAAACUCUGAAACAGGUUGAAUUUCCCUUUAACCUACAUGUAUACUCCCAAACUCAUUUUUUGGGAGAUGCAGUGCCUCCCCUGCUUGUCUCAAUUUUGGUCUGCAAGAUGGCAUGGACACAUUGGCAGUUAACAACAUUGGAAGGGGUGAGGGGUGAAAGAAGAUCACAGGUGUUGAUCUGAAGAAGUGUUCCAACUAAUUUUGUCUAGGAGUGUAGUGAAAAGGAACUUGUGUUGCACAUCACUGUUGGCUACAAAGUGGUGUAUUCUCAUUCUGACUGUAUUUUCCAUGUGAUCCAGGUGGCGACAAAAAGAGCCUCACGAUAUUGUGAUAGAAUGCAUGAAGCUGUCACUGGACCCAGUAGACAGAAUGCAAGAGAAGGGAAGUUUAAUGUCGUCAUGGACUUUCAAGCAUAGUCACCAAGACCUUUUUGUAGACAAAUCCAUCAGCUCUGUAUUGACAACAUCAGGUGAUAGUCAAGGACCUGAACCAAGCAGAUUAAAAGAACGUCGCAUGUCAGACUCUGCAACACAGACUGGCAAAUCUCUACAAAGUGGUGACAGUGGCACUGGGUCUGAAAGUUUGCCAAUUAUUGCUACCGACAGGAUUGAGUUAAAUGCAACUCCUGGCUGGAGUCCUUCUGAUGUUUGUGGGUUAAACACCCCACCAUCAUCUCAGAUGUCGCCUUCAACAAGCUAUCCCGAUCUAGUAGCAUCCAUACCUAUCCAGUCUCACUGCAGUACCCCAGGAAUAGUUUACACCCCAGGGCAAUCCCCGACAACAUCUCUAGGGGAAGACUUACAAGGAUAUUCAAGCUCACCUUCAGUGACUGCUGGCAGUAGAGGAAAGUUUGUGACUUCAGGGGGGAUGAACUAUGGAAAGGGGAAUUCAGUUAAAGGUGGGAAGGCUGCUAUUCAAGAGGGGCCAUUAACCAGAACUUUAAUAUCAUUGUUAGCUGAGCAAAGUUAUGAUUCAACCCCUGCAGCCAUUGGGGAACAACAGACAUCAAUGCCAGGGAAUUCAACAAAAUGUGAGAAAGACAACUUUGAUGCAGCUCUAUCUGAUAGACAAAAUUUAUUGACUUCUCCAAAUGCUGAUGAAGUACAUGAAGAGAUGUUUAAUGAGGAUCCCUUGACUUUAAAUACAGAACAAUUUCAAUUAUCAAUUAUUUCUCCUAAGGAGGAAUUUAGAGACUCUAAUGACCAAAAGGAUUGUGAUCCAGAUGCAAGAAAACUUGAUACAGUUGAGUCAUGGAAGGAUGCUAUGUGUAGUGAUGUUAUGGAAGAUGCAUUAACCCCUGUAUGUGGUCGAUCUUUAGACGCAGAAACAUUAUCAAACACACCCAUUAAUGAAACCAAUGAAUCCACAAAUGUUUGUUCUUGUAUAGAAGUUCAGGACACAGAGAGUAGUGAUAUAUCAUAUGCUCGUGCUGUCCCUAAUGUUUCAUCAAUGAGUGAAGAAGCAAGAAAGUCUUUAGUGACUGUACCUGAUUUAUAUGUACACCAAGAGCAAACAAAGUUGGGAGAAGUGGACGAAAAUGAAACAAGCCUGAAGUGGGAUGAAUGCUCCUUAAAUGUUCCCAAACCACAUGCUCUAAUUCAAGCUGGGCUGCAGGACCACCUUCCAUUGCAAGCAUGGGACUUGAUUGCAGCUUUUCCACAGCUGUUGCCAUUGUUUAGAAAUGAACAGGAGCAGACUGUUAACAGUACUAUGGCUGACAGAGAGGACUUGGGAACACAACCACAGAUGCAUUGUAUAACUCCAGUUGAGAUUCUUGACAAUUACCUGAAAACAGGCAAGGGCAUACACAAUGGUGAACUCACAAGGUAAGAAUAUGUCCAUCUCUACUUACGUUUUGUUCUGAUUGUUAUCUUGCCAUGAAACUUCUAUCAUAAAUUUUCCCAUCUUGUACUGGAUUUUUAAAAACCUCCUCCCAUUCCAGUGUUACUCCCACUUCCUCCAACACCCCUCCUGUCAAGAACACUCUCUGGCUGAAUGUGAUAAUGCCAUAACCAAGGUAUUGGUAUCCACAGUAGUUAAUCAAGUUGAUAGAUUUUAUGAUAACUAUAGGUGAGACAACUCAAAGAGAAAACAGUGUAGAAAACUGUGAGGGAAAAUGCGAUUGGUUUCAUGGAAGCCUUGCAUUUCUUUGUCUUAAGGUCACCAAAGUAUCUGUUGCCAGUCACUUUCAGGCAUAGCAAAACUAAAAGGAUUUUUGAUAUAAUUUUAAUUUUGAGGUCAGUUGAUAAUUUUGUGAUUAUUAUACAGGAUUCCUCUUGUCAAUCAAGCUGGUACAGUUUGGACUCAUUUUGGAGGUAUAACCUGAUUUUACAUUUCUGGUUUAGUGAUCAGUGACUUCCCAGAUUAACACUUCCUCUGGUUAAUUGUGAAUUAAUUCAUUCCCAACAGAAAUAACCAAUGAUGGCUUAUACCUUUUAUUGCUAUCAUGGCUACAGUGAUAUUGUUUUUAAAUUUGCAGGUGAUCCUCCAGUAGAUGAAGUAGAGAUCUUGAGAGGACAAGUGAAGUUGCUUCAUAAUCAGCUAUUGUUUGAGCGACACAAGUGUGAUCUUCAUGCUAUCCGUAACAGGAGACUUGUAGGGAAGACACUCAAGGCUGUACAGUAUCAGGAAGAACUUCAGGCCACGGUAUGUUUUUGAUCUUCCCUUUUUCUCAAAAUAUAGGGUCCAGUUGUAUAAAGGGCAGAUAAUGCUAUCCAAUAGAUAAAUUGCUAUCCAGUAGAUAAGUGUUAACAAAACAUACUUGGCAGUCUACUGAAUAGAGAUUUAUCCAGUGGAUUAUGUUAUCCGCCCUUCGAACUACUGUGUCCAGACCCUCAGUGGAGCCUCUCUUUGCUACACCUCUUUUCUGGGGACACCUACGCUCAUCUCUCUACAUUCACCACUUUUCUGGGGACACCUACAUUCAAUGGAAGCAAACUUUGGUCUUGAAACUAAGUUCAUGUAGCUUUUGUAUUUGCUACCUUUGUGGAAGGUACUCUGCUAGUGAAAAAAAAAAUGUUGAAUGAAAAUGUGUGAUCUGGAUGAAACAGGGGAAGUCAUUUAAAUGCAGUUUUUAGAGUUAUCCUUGCCCCUCCAUCCUAAUGUUUGAUGGAAGUUGUUGACUGUCUGGCCUGGGACCACUAACUGAAGGGAAAUGGUGCACCUAUAUUGAACAUGUAAUUUACUUGUACUUGUUUUUGUGUUAUAAUUGUAGAAAGAUCAGCUGAGACUACAGGAAGAUAAAAUGAGGGAACUUACUGAUGCACUCAAUAAUAAAGUGGAAGAAAACAGGUUUGGCAUGAAGUUGGUUGUAGUUACAUACAUGCAUCUAGGGGGUUAGUCUCUUAAAGAAACUGGUGCUGGGUCAAAAGGUGUAUUUCAAGAUAAUUGGGGUUUAUCAACUGAGUUGAUAAUAUGUAUUGGCCACCAUAAAGAGAUUCUAGAAUCUCCUUGCAGUGGUUUAUUCACAUCAACAGCACAGCUGAUGAAAUCAAAGUAUCUUGUUACAUAUAUCUGGUAAUUACUUUCAGUUGUAAACCCCCAUAAUGUCUCUAGUAGUAUUUUUGUUUUAGAGAUUUAUGUCCGAAACAUUUUAUUUCCUUUGCAACAAGCAGGAAAUUUAAAGGAAUCACUUCUGCAUGGGAUCAACAACAACGGAUGCAGCUGAGGUGAGAUGUUAGCCGUUUCUGUAGGAAAAAAGUUCUGACAUGAGACAAGACCUAGAAUUACUUUAACCCUUCAACUCCCAAGAUCUCAUAAGUAAUAUUAUUCUCCUUACUGUCUGCCAAAUGAUUCUCAUUAUGUUAGUUUGGAGAAUUUGGUGUCAGAUCAAUUAGUAAUCCCAUAAUUUAUAUUUUUCCUUAUUCUCCUCACUUGUCUGUAUGGUACUGUGAAGAUAAUAGUAAGGAGAAACUCUGUCUUGGUCACUUGUGGAAGUUUAAGGGUUAAGUUGUUAUCUCACAGGGACCUGAGUCAGUCAUGAGCAAAGAUGUUGUACGAGUUAGUGGCAUGUUGUUUCCAGUUGUAGUAAGAGUAAACUGGGUUUGGUGGAAAUGUAACUUGCUCAGCAGCUAGGGGCAGUGAAUCUUUUAUUGCAUGAAUUGAACAAACAAGAAAAGCUUAAUCAUAUGAUUUUAAUAAAUCACCAUAUGAUUUUAAUUUUUAUUUAACCCUAUAACCCCCAGAAGUGAUUAACAUGUAAUUUCUCCCUGUAAUAUCCACACAUUAUCCAGCAAACUAGUGAUGAGAAUACUCCAACUUAUCAGGUUGAAGUUGUUUUUUUGAUCUAACAUCAAAUUCUCAUAACAAAUUUACAAGGAAAUGUGUAGCAGCUAGAGGAGAGAAUUAAUGAUCAGAUCUUGGGAGUUUGAUGGUUAACAAAAUAGUUGGAUACAAAAUGGUAAACAAAUGGUGGCAGUCUAGGUGAGGAAAACACAGAAAGAGCAAGAAAGGAUGCUUAACUAGAAGCAUCCAUGUGAUAACAGAAGAGUAUAAUAUGCUAUUCUGUUAUUUAUCCUUCUUAUGCAGCAGCCAGGAUUGGAGUGGCUCUGACUAUUUCUCAUGUAACAUAAACAUGUUUUCUUUACUUUGUGCCUUUUAGUGAUUUGUCGAAAGAGAAUACUCAGUUGAAAAACACGCAAAGGGAACUCCUUGAGAAGCUUGAAGUGCAGCAGAAAGAUUUUGAUACAAAGCAAACUGUAAGUGGUGAUCAUGUUAAAUUUGAAUGCUUCUUGUGCUUGCAUAUGAAUGCAACAAAAAAAGCUCUUGGAGCCAGCUCGUUCAUGUUAUGGCUAAAGUUUGUAUUGAUUUCUUGGACUCGUUGAAGGUACAGAGGUAUAUAGGAAAAGGAAAGCGAAAACACCACUGUGACACUAAUCAAACAGGGACUGUAAGAGAUAAGACUUUGGGUCAAGACUAACUCAUUAACUUGGCGAAGGAGAUUUCUUUCUAAAUGCCGCACAAACUCUUCAUUAUGCAAGCAUAGUGGAAAGUUUGUUUUCUCUGACAUUUAUUUCUGGAUCCUCAGAUACUAAUUUUAUUAGUUACCCCAUUAUUGGUGUGAAUAAAGUAGACCUCAGCAUGGGAAGAGAUAAAUUUUUUUUGCCCCAGUAGCAGCACAGUGGGUAGAGCAGAACAUCAGUAAAGGAUGGCCUCUCUAAAGGGAUUGUCUCUUCAAAGUGACCACUUUCCUGAAUCUUAGAAGUCAAUUAGCCCUGUCAUAAUGACUCUUUGCCAUUAAUUGUAUGUUAUGUAUGAUAUACAUACACUUGUUGCUAUUGUUGACAAAGAGUGUUAUGUAAUUUCAGGAGGUUAACCAGGCAAGAGCUAGAAUAUUCACAUUGGAAAAAGAGUUAGAUCAUCUGAAAACAUGCUUAGCAGAAAAAGACCGGCUAUCAGAUCAGGUACAGCAAAUGUAUUUAACAUGACACCUUUAACUGUUGCCAUCUGUUGCUGGUUUAUUUUUUUUUAUCACCUUUACUUUUCUAAUGAUGAUGUUUUGCAUCAUAAAUUUUGAAUGACAUUUCUUUGAAUUCAUUUUAGUAUCCUUGUUUGCAGUGCUUUAAACUGAUUAUUAACUGUGUUUAAAAUUCUGCUUUGGAAAGAUGAAAUGAAUACUUGGAUGAUAUGUUUCUGUUUUUCGAAACGUCCUUGCUUUUAAUUUGAAUUUAUUUUUUUUUGUUUAUUUAAAUUGUAUUGCCAUUACUACUUUUUAUUAGCAUCAUUUGAAAAAGGAAGUAAAAACCUGUCACCUUUGUAGAUAUGGGGAAAUGUUUGGAUACUGAACUAACAAGAAAUCUUCAAAUUAUUAAAGGAGAAAUUGAUUUUCUUUGCUGGUAAUUUAGUGUUAACAACUGAGUUGAAAAUGUAAAUCAGCCACCACAAACAGUAAAAAAGCUGAUGUUUCAAGCGUUAGCCCUUUGUCAGAGUGAUAGAAGGGCUAAUGCUUGAAAUGUCAGCUUUUUUUAACUCUUUGCGGUGGCCAAUUUACGUUUUCAACUCAGUUUUUAACACUAAAUUACCUGCAGCACCACAGUUUCUUUAGAAACUUACCCCUGAUUUUCUUUGCUGCAUGUUCAGAUGGAUCACCUUGUCAAGGAACACCUGAUCAUGGGAGAAUUAAAUCAACAACAGAAAGAUACAAUUAAGAAACUUAGUCUGCUUGAGGGACAGAAUCCGGAAAGCAGCAUGCAGUUACAUAGUUGUCACAGGGAACUAGGAGGUAAAGAUGUGAAAGCUGUUUUUUAGAGCUGUGAUACUGAUAGUGUGGUACUGUGCAAAGACAGUUAUUAUUGGACUUGAGACAUCUGAUGAUAAUUGGGGGUUCGUUAAAUCACAAGAUAUUUAGAGUUUUUACUCAACAGGUAGAUCAUUAAGGCAUCCCUAAAUCAAACAUGAAGGUCAUGAGAUUAAACAAAAUGGUUGCCAACUUAAAAAAAGAGAGAAAGUAAUGAUUGUUAAACAAAUUCUCCUUGUCAGCACUAUAAGAAGUGAGUAGAAUAUGCAAACUAAUUAUGGGGCACAAAAGGUUGAGUUAUUAAUUACAGUAUUUGAAAAUUUUUUUAGACUAUUGGUAAGGUACUUCUACUUGAAUCCUGAUCCAAAGGUUUUUGCAUCUUAUAUGUAUGUUUACUUUCAGCUGCCAAACAGACAGUGAAAAGGCAGAAAGCUGAACUUGAAGCUCUGAAUGCAAAACUUGCAGAUAUAGAAUCACUUACUAAUAGCAAGGUAUUCAGAUAUGUUGUGCCUAACAUUUUUGUCAACCUACAGUGAAAAUGAGUACAGGAAGUUAAAGAAAGGAAUAAGUUGUCAUUCUUCUCCAACAUAGUCGCUUAAUUUUUUUAUCUAUUUAAUGGACGUUUGGAUCCCUGAGGUUUUUUUGUCCAAUGUACAUUAUAUGUAGAGGCAUUUGUAAAGAAUGAAGUACAGUAAGAUACACAUGUAAAUUUAGAAACUAGUCAGUUUCAGCUGUCAAGUGUCAUUGCUCUUUUGGAUAAUAGAUCAGCAAUUAUCUUAAUGUUCUCUCUCUCUUUGUUUGUUUUUAUUUCUGACACUUGAUCAAUACAGUUUUGAUCUCCAUCUUUGCAGGAUAUUGAAAUCAGAGAAUUAAAGAAAUUCUCUGAACUGUUGAAAGGAACUUACAAUGGAAAAAUAGAGGUGAUCGUUUUGAGAACGGUUCUGUCAUUGUUGUUGUUGUUUUUUGUAAUUGUUUUGUGGCUGUACAUUUAUUUACAUUAGAUUUAUUAUAAUUAAUCAGCGAUAUUGUAAUUAUGAUAGCUCAGCUGAAAAUUACUUGCUAUGAACAAAUGAUGUAAGUAGCAACAAGAUUCAAAUUCAAAGUUGAUUCCUACACAAUAAUUUUCAAAUGGGUAGUAACUUUAAUUGAGAUGGAAUUUUUGGAAGGUUGUCCAUAAUAUCUGUUUGCAUCUGUUUGCAGUUUCUCCUGUUCUUUGUUUUACAGGAUUCAUAACGAGACGUACACGUACUGUAGGAGGUUAGCCUUGAGCUUUCCAAAACUCUGGUCAUGUAACAUGUAACAUGGUCCAUUUGCUUAUCCAACCCUUUGUCUUAAUGCAUCUUUGAAAAGCCACACAAUACUCAUCUGAGUAGAUCUUUGAGCUUGCUAAACAAUCACACUAAAAAAUUCACUUUCUUUUCUUAAUUGAUUGGGUUGGUUUGGGGAUAUUAUAGGAAAAACUUUCAUGUUAAUCACUUCUGGGAGUUAAAGAGUUAGUUAACUUUAAGAGAUCUGUCAUGAGCUUGGGACCAAAAAGUGUUCACACCUUCAAAUCAUGUACAUGUAGUCACUUUUUGUUUGACCUUACAUUUUGCUUACUUUUAUUACUCAUUGCUUAGAGUUUGGAAGAAAAAUACAAUGCCCAAAAGAAGGUGAUUCAAGCCCUAGAAUCUCAUAUUUUACAUGUGCAGUCAGUGGAAAGUGGAAAAAAGGAGGAAAUGGAGCGCAACCCCUAACUAUUCAACUUAUUUAAGUAAUUAAAGUGUUAGACCCUAACUUACUUAAAUUAAUAUUUAUUUUUUACCAGUAGGAUACUCAAAACAGGUCUCAUACUGCAGCUUGUUCUCUAAGCUGACUGGUUAGAACGUUUACUGCUGUAGUUAAUUUAUCUCUGGAUUUCCAGCACAGAGAAACUUUCAUGUGUGUGUUAACUUAAUUUGCCUUACUUACUGUGUAAGAGAGUCUACAACUGAGACUGCUUGAUUUAAGAAUCAUAUUCACUAUUCUUAUAGUAUUAGUACAUAUACUGUAACUGGCCUAAGUACCAGGCCCUCUUUCACUGCACAUCCUACUAAAUUGAAGAGUUUGUUUGCUUUGAAAUUUUCCCCUUCUAUUUGCAACCAGAGAAAAAGUAAAUAACUUGCUAGCCUUGUUUUCUUGGUCGGUACUGUAAGUUACAAUGCAAACCUCAAACUUGGUUAGUUAGUAAGAGGAAUGUAUUCUUCUCUUCCCUAAUGGUAGACCACUAUUUUACAUUUAUGUAGAUUAUGUCAUGUUCUUAAUGCUUUUAAUUCUGAUCCAAUUUUGUGAUCAUCUUGUAAGACAUUGUAUGUUAACUUCAUAGGUUUGUUUUAUAGAUCAAUAUUUACAACAGGGAGGAGUUUGUGAAAAAAAAAGUAGCACUCCACCUCUGCAGCUUCCACACUUCAAACGUUUUGGCAAGGACAUGAAAAAUUGAGGGUCUUCUUGGGGUUUUUGUAACAGCACAAUUCUGAACUCUGUAUAGUCCAGACUUAUAUUUGCGAAACAUGUUGUUAUACUUAUUUGUAAUGUUCUUUCUUGCCAGUUUGAGGAUAGUUUCAGAAUGUCUUGCUUGUAGUUAGUUGCUUUUGCUGGCAUUCAUGUUACUUAGUGUAGGAGUGAAACAGAGCUUGAUAAUUUUAUGUGUGGCACCCAGCAAAUUACCCCUGCUUAACUUUUGAUGAAGUUUACUUUUAUCACCAUUACUUUCUUAUAUGUACAGGAAGAGCUUAUUUUUGAGUCGUUAAAUCUCAUCAUUUAGAGAAGUAAGGUUUACUUUUAAGGAUAACAGGUCAUCAGUCAUGCUCCAGAAAACAUCAGUCUACUUUCCAUGUACAUAAUGGUGUACUUUAAGAUUGUCAAUUUUUUGCUCUGCAAUAUUUGAACAAUGUUCUUGCAAAGCUUUUACAAUGUACAUGGGUAUUGUUCCUGGAAAUUAGCUUCAAUGGACAGUGUGGAAAGAGGUGGAAAUAGAUAUUGUACUGUAUUUGAAACUCUUUAGGACUCUGAUACUUAUUGUUUCAAAGAACAGAUAAAAAAAGAGCAUUGACUUGAAAAGGAGAAACUCAAAAUACUGUGCUGCUGCAUGGAAACCUACUAAGUUAUUUAGAAUAUGAUUUUUAUAUAGUUAAUAAUGAUGCGAAAUUUUGUAUUAUCAGGAAAAAGCUGUAAUACCAUACAAUUUGCCCUUCUUUGCAAAGAAGUGCUAAAAAAAAUCCGAAAAUUUUAUCUUUAUAUUUUUCUGCUUGGACA
Pocillopora meandrina is the source of this 14678-nucleotide messenger RNA. The record is from the annotation of a GenBank genome assembly. Lineage: Eukaryota; Metazoa; Cnidaria; Anthozoa; Scleractinia; Pocilloporidae.